Messenger RNA from Aspergillus melleus, 468 nucleotides. RefSeq lists its product as uncharacterized. The record is from RefSeq and is a predicted model, not a curated record. The transcript has a single exon. Bases 1 to 468 code for a protein of 155 amino acids. Lineage: Eukaryota; Fungi; Ascomycota; Eurotiomycetes; Eurotiales; Aspergillaceae.
AUGGUAUCAACACUGGCAUCCCUCCGAGUUGAUACUAGUCCCGCCUCAGGAGUAAGUCAAGACUCACGGCUCACUGCAACUUCUUCCGCCGAACCCAACGGGCGAUUUUCCUCGUACAGUCUCACGCGUGGUCGCACGGUGUCCCCGGUGAUCAGUAACUACUUCGGGAUACCCCCUGACCGCGGAACCGAAAGGUCAAUUUCAACGUCAUUGUUCGGUGGACAGGCAUCUCAAAAUCAAGAAGACCCCGAUGCCAAUGAGCUACGAUUUUGGGGCAAGAGAUUCAAAUAUGGAUAUGGUCUACUUGGUCAUGAGAAUGAAUCGAUCAACGGCGCGUCAGACGCCGAAAGCGGAGAAGAUGACGAAAGUACAUCAGCGGAUAGUGCCUCGGAAGACGAGAACGAGAGAGUGGAAGACGAGGAGGACGAAGACGAAGCCGAGGGGAUUGAUAUAUUCGGACAUCGAUGA